Aspergillus eucalypticola CBS 122712 is the source of this 1613-nucleotide messenger RNA. RefSeq names its product putative GTP cyclohydrolase II. Lineage: Eukaryota; Fungi; Ascomycota; Eurotiomycetes; Eurotiales; Aspergillaceae. Bases 84 to 1442 code for a protein of 452 amino acids. The transcript is spliced from 4 exons. The record is from RefSeq and is a predicted model, not a curated record. Gene Ontology annotation, molecular function: GTP cyclohydrolase II activity. Gene Ontology annotation, biological process: riboflavin biosynthetic process.
CUCUCUUCCCUUCUUCAUCCUCUUCAUCCCAUCUCCCCUGUUUCUUCACAGCCUAUUCCUUUCCCGCAUCGUCAUCCAGCACCAUGUUGGAGACCGAUACCUCCAUCAAGCCCACGUCCGACGAGGCGACAGCCCAGUCACCGACUACCCCAACCUCGCCCACUCACUCCAACUCUCGUUACAGUAAGCAUAUUGUGUUGACCACCUACCCCGGCCAAAGUGGCAUCGACCCCAUCCCGCUCGAAUGGGGCGCCCCAGAUGCUAAAUCCCGCGGCCCCGUCGUUGUCUCCCGUAGCUCCGCAUUACUCAAGCGGCGGAAUGCUAUGGGCGCUCAUGGUGGCAGUUACAGCAUCUACAACGCCCUCGCCAUUGCCGCCGGUGAUUUGGAACCGAACUUCCGUCCUGACCUCAGCAACAGUCAACCUACAUUCAACUUCCCAUGGCAGCCUGCCUGGGCCGAUAAGACCAAGAUUGUGUCUAUGGACCCGUGGGGACAUGACAUUGUUAACCAGUUCCGGGACGAGCUAAGCAAGGGCUGGGAUAUCCGCCCCACAAUGGCGGUGACCCGCGCGAACAUGAACUUUGCGGAAAUCGCCGACGCGGUGAAGGAGGGGAAACUUGAUGUGGACGGCUCCAUUGUGGUUGACUCCUCCGGUGAAGUGCGCGUUACCAAAGUCGCCGUCGAACCGGUCUGGUAUCUGCCUGGUGUUGCAGAGCGGUUCGGAGUUGAUGAGGGGACGCUGCGACGGACACUAUUCGAGCAUACGGGCGGAAGUUAUCCCGAGCUGAUCACCCGGCCCGAUCUGAAGAUCUUCCUCCCUCCCAUUGGAGGCCUGACGGUGUAUAUCUUUGGGCCACCGGAGCGGGUGUCCGACGAGAAUGUGAAACUAGCACUGCGUAUUCACGACGAAUGCAACGGCAGUGAUGUCUUUCAAUCGGAUAUUUGCACAUGCCGACCGUACCUUGCCUUUGGUAUUCGGGAGGCGAUUCGCGAAGCCCAGAGUGGAGGUAGUGGAGUGGUCAUCUACUUCCGAAAGGAAGGUCGGGCCUUGGGUGAGGUGAUCAAGUACCUGGUCUACAAUGCCCGCAAGCGCGGCGGCGACACUGCCGACAAGUACUUUACGCGGACGGAGAACAUUGCCGGUGUUAGAGAUAUGCGCUUCCAAGCGCUGAUGCCAGACAUCUUGCACUGGCUCGGCAUUAAAAAGAUCGACCGCAUGCUAUCCAUGUCCAACAUGAAGCACGACGCCAUCGUCGAGUCGGGAAUCAAGAUCCUGGAGCGUAUCCCGAUCCCAGACGAGAUGAUCCCGACGGAUUCGCGCGUCGAAAUCGAUGCGAAGAUCAAUGCUGGCUACUUCACAACCGGGAAGAAUGUCACAGCAGAAGACUUGGCUGCAGUGCGCGGACGCGGAUGGGAGAAGUGGGAGGACAUCACGCACUGAUUGGGGUUUCAACCUACACUUACGACGAACUAUGAGAUCUCGGGUGCAUCAUUAUAGUUUGGUUGGUGACGACGCAUGGCUUGCGCAGCAUUUCGGAUUAUGGAGCGACAUUCACCUGCAUGAGCUAUUAAAUAUAAGAGAUGUAGAAAAUCAAAAAAAGGUCAAAAUGGG